AAGAUAGUCUAUCAAUGAAGUAGUGAAGGGGGGGGACAUCUCUGGCGAAGGAGAAGGAGAGGGAGGUUUUAGCUGAAACCUUUGUGAGAGAGAGAGAGAGAAAGUUUGGUUUGGUGGGGUUCCCUUCUUUGACUUACUGAAUUCCUGAGGUGACCAACAACACAGAAGAAGUCAGAAAUGAAGUUCAUCAUCGGCAUCGGAGGAGUGACCAACGGUGGAAAGACCACUUUGACAAAUAGACUACUAAAGACAUUACCUAACUGUUGUGUGGUGCAUCAGGAUGACUUUUUCAAGAAACCCGAUCAAAUACAAGUCGGGGAGGACGGCUUUAGACAGUGGGAUGUGAUCAGCGCUCUGGACAUGGAAGCGAUGGUGAACACCGUGAAAGGCUGGCAGGAAAACCCCGUCAAGUUUGCGCGUUCGCACGGAGUCAGUCUGUCACCCGAAGCCGAGGAGUCCGACUCGGAGCUGAGAGGGAUCCAUUUUCUUAUAAUUGAGGGGUUCCUCGUCUACAACUAUAAGCCUCUCAUUGAUGUCUAUGACAAGUGUUUCUACAUCUCCAUUCCUUACGAGGAAUGCAAGCGGAGGAGAAGUACCAGAACAUACACAGUCCCAGACCCCCCUGGCCUGUUCGACGGCCAUGUCUGGCCCAUGUAUCUGAAGCACAGGAAGGAGAUGGACAACAACUGCAGCAGAAUAGAAUACCUUGAUGGAACAACAACGAAGGACGAUAUCUACAAUGCAGUUUACGAAAGCGUUCAGAACUCCCUGCAGAAAUACUUAUAGCAGGUUGGGUCGACACCGGGUUGUGUAUAGACUUGUAAAUAUCAUUUUGAGUAAAUGUGUAACACCAGCUCUGUACUUCUGGCCUGAUUUGUAAAUAGACACCAGUGUAACUUAUUAUGACUGAACAGCAGAAAAAGUGUUUUGUAUAAUCAUGUGUAACUUUUUUUUUUCUAAGAGAUUAGUCACUUCUGGACUGCCCAGUGUUUAACACCUGUAACUGAUGUGAACUUAUAAAGCUGUCACCUGAAACAACUCAAAGAAAACUGAAUGUUUCCUGUUUCCUUCCUGUUAGAUACAAUCAAACACCUCCACACACAAUCACAUAGAGCCCAUAAAGCGUCGUAAAAUGGCGACUCAGUGCCAAAUCCUUUGUGUUUAUUGAACAUGACUGAUAAAAUCCAGUAGGUUGUCACAGCUACAGGUUUAUCGCUACUUCAAGUAGAAGAAGAUGAAAGAAAGCAGGCAACAUGAAGAAGUAAUAAAGAUGGUUAAGAUUAACUUUCUGUUGCAUCAAAGACAGAUUUCCAAAUGUGCAGGAAUUUUUUCCAACUGAAAAGAGUUAAGUGCACCAGUCAUUGACUUCAUAAAAGAAAUUAGCUUGACAAUUCAAGCAAUGCUCAGAAAUUUUUCUAUUUUUUUAAAUUCAUAAGCAAAAGAAUCAGACCAUUGAGUUCACAGAUCUGACUAUUGUAAAUUUUUACCAAUUAUUCAUACAAGUUCACUUAUAUGUACAAAUAAAAGAAUAUUUGUGUCAUGAUAAUUGUAUAAAUGUAAAUGAGCAAGA
Poeciliopsis prolifica (blackstripe livebearer) is the source of this 1570-nucleotide messenger RNA. RefSeq names its product nicotinamide riboside kinase 2-like. The transcript is spliced from 8 exons. Lineage: Eukaryota; Metazoa; Chordata; Actinopteri; Cyprinodontiformes; Poeciliidae. The record is from RefSeq and is a predicted model, not a curated record. Gene Ontology annotation, cellular component: cytoplasm. The coding region runs from base 178 to 786 and encodes 202 amino acids.